Messenger RNA from Anopheles aquasalis, 7426 nucleotides. RefSeq names its product chordin short gastrulation (gene sog). NCBI's taxonomy places the organism in Eukaryota, Metazoa, Arthropoda, Insecta, Diptera, Culicidae. Gene Ontology annotation, biological process: negative regulation of BMP signaling pathway; dorsal/ventral pattern formation. The record is from RefSeq and is a predicted model, not a curated record. Gene Ontology annotation, molecular function: BMP binding.
GGAGCAAAGUGCACCAAGGGUUGCCAGAGUGCCAGAGAGUGUGUACGCCUGUGUCUGUGUGCGGUUAGCAGCGCGGGGUGGGGCGGGGAGAUCAGGUGGUUUUAAGUUACGGAGUUUUUAGUGCCACCGUCGUCGUCGUCGUCGUCGCCAUCACCGACGUGACGCGACAAACAACAGUGCAGUAACAGCAGAACGAAGAAGGAGAAGAACAGAUACGGGUCCUACGGGGCCUGGCGACCUAAACACAAAACAAGAACAACAACAACAAAAAAAACACAAACAAAAACAAACAGACAAACAGACAAAAACGAAACGAAACGAACGAGAGAUCGAAACAAACGCAAUCGAAAAAACGGUCCACACAGAGAGAGAGAGAGAGAGAGCACGAAACAACGAACCCCUUGUUCGGGCCCAAAACAGCGUGCAGCGUGCCGGAAGACUGCGCGAAGGCGUCGGCGAAAGGGGGGCCUUGGGUGGCGUAGUUUGGUGUGUGGUAGUAGUGCACCCCGCAACGUGGUGGCCAAACGGGUCGGCCAGCAGUGGCCCAGUGGCAAGCAGUUCGUCCCAACGUACAACAUCAUAACAUCGUCCCAGUAACACACACAGUCAGUCCCUCCCGCUGGAGGACCGAGGACCCAAACAUCGAACCCCCGGACCCUGCCAGCAUACCCAGGCGCGCACUGCAGCCGCGGGCCGGGCCACAAGGGAAGUUGCAUUCGGGCAACGCGAAUGAUUUGCGAUCUGCGUCCAGCCAGCAGUGGUCGGCUAGCAGUGCUGCAUAACGACAACGACGACAACGACGCUCGAAUCGAACGCUUCCCAGGACUCCCGGGACCAGCCGGUAGCAGCAGGGACCCGGUCCGGACGGCACCAGCGCUAGACUCAGUCCAGCUCCAGCAGUGUGCAGCAGCAGCAGCAGCAGCAGCAGCAGAAGAGGAAGAUCCGACGGUACACCCGGCGACGAUCCCCGGACGGCAGCGAGGGAGAAAGACGACAACGAAUACAACAACAACAACAACAACAACAACAGCAACGAAAACAACGACCCGGGCCCGGAAGCGUAGGAAACGCAAGGACAUUCGGUGGCGGCGGCGGUGCUGGUGCUGGUGGUGAUUGGUGGUGGUGGUGGUCGCGCCAAUCGCGAUCAACCAGAACGGGGGUGCCGGAGCGACAGACACACCGGUGGUGGAUCCAGUAUCAACAGUAGCAGCAGCAGCAGCAGCAAGUGAGUGAGUGAACCCAUCCGGAUACGGACAGUAACAGUAGCAGCAGCAGCAGCAGCAGCAGGACUCGUGCCGCUCGCUGGCUACUGGCGAGUGACUUCUCUGCCAAUCAACCGGCCUGGCAAAAAGGGGCCGCCCCACCGUUCAAACCGGCGCACAACAAUCAAAUACGACGUUCGGGGUCCUCGGACGUCCCGGUCGGCGGUGUGCUGUGCGCUGUCCUGCUCCUAGUCUAGUGUAGUGCUUUGUGAGUGUGUGUGUGUGUGAGUUGACCCACCUUACCACCAUCUACCGUUCCGUUCCAAUCGGUCCAAUGAGCGAACGCGCCAAGUGCCCGCGCCAUCAAUCAGCAGCCCUCUAGCGCUCCCAGCGCCGGGGUCCUAGUGAAGUGCGAAAGUGCAGAUCCUGCCUCUCCCCCAAGGGGCACCAGCCAGUGCCCAGUGCCCAGUGCCCAGUGCCCAGUGCCGAGUGUUGUUGCGUGCGCCUAAGAGGACACUCGAGGAGAGGGCGCGUGAGGAGAAGGAAGAAGAAGGAGGUCCUCCCCCCCCACCCCUCUCGCGAAAGGAGGAGACCCCCGGCGUAAGUGAUCAGAAGUGGUAGCAGCAGAAGCAGUAGCAGCAGCAGUAGUUGAAGAAGAAGAAGAAGAAGCAGCCACCACGAGAGAUCAGAUCGAGGUGUGAUAGUGUGCCGGUUCGACUGCGACGACGACGACGACGACGUACACGUUCUACGUAGAAAACAAUGGCUAAAUUUAUCGCCCCGGCAGCGUGCGUGGUGGGGUGGUGGUGGUGCUGGUUGACGCUGACGGUGACGUUGCUGCUGCUGAUCGGCACCAGUGGGCCCCGUUCCGUGGCCGCCGCCCGCCGCCAUCCGCUGCUGAUCGAGGACGAAGGAACGCGCCGCAACAGGCCCGCAGAGUGUCAGUUUGGCAAGACGAUACGCGAGCUGCAUACGACCUGGUUCGCCGAUCUGGGCCCCCCGUUCGGCGUGAUGUACUGCAUCAUGUGCGAAUGUGUUCCGUUCCAGAAGAAGCGCCGCGUCGUCGGCCGGGUACAGUGCCGGAACAUCAAGAACGAGUGCCCGAAACCGACCUGCGACGAUCCGAUCCUGCUGCCGGGAAGAUGCUGCAAGUCCUGCCCGGGAGACCCGCAAAGCCCGGAUGUACCGCAGGAUCAUCUUCCCCAGGCAACUAUGCCGGAAGAGGAGGAACGCAGCAAGCAUUUCGCCGCCCUGUUAACCGGGCGCACGACGGUGAUGCUGUUACAACGGCGCGGCGACGAUGACGCCCAGUACGACACGGCCAACCCGCAGAACGUGAUCGCGACCGGGCGGUUCUCGUUCCACAAGAAGAACCUCUACUACAGCUUUUACGUGUCGGAGCGGGCCGGGCGGCCCCGUGCCAUCCAGUUCGUGCACGCGAACGGUAACAUCCUCGAGGAGCACACGCUGGCGAUCGCGGCCGAUGCGGGCCGCUUCAGCGUCUACCAGAACACGACCGGUAAGGUGUGUGGCGUGUGGCGCCGGGUACCGCGCGAGUACCGCCGGCUGCUCCGUGACGAACUCGUGAGCGUGGUGCUGCUGUGGGGCGACAAUCGAUCACAAACGGCACCCGCCACCGAGCUGGCCAUCGCCGGCCCGGUCGCCAAGUAUCCGGCACUUUCGCACGAACUGUUCAGUGCACUGCUGGAACCGGCCACCCCGGCCGACGGUGACCAGCCGUCGAUGGUGGGCGCAGGUGGGACGGCCAUCGUGUCGACGAGCAGUGGCGUCACCUCGUCGAUCCACCUGACGAUCGUGCUGAAUGGGCUGUUUGCACCGGACGACGUGAUGGAUGUACCGCUGGUGGUGCGCCUCGAGACAACCGAUCGCCGCCAGCUGAUCCUGGAGGAUGUGCAGCGUGUCCGGAAACCGUCGCACGAGCUGAACGUGAUCGAACUGUCGUCGCCGGUGUCGGUGAACGAUUUGCGGCUGCUGACGCGCGGCAAACUAGCGCUCACGGUGGAGUCGCGCCGUAAUCCGGAGGCGCUCCGGCUACACGGACCGGUGCGGUCGCGGGUGGCGUGCGAAAUCUUCCAAACCCUCCUGACACCGCACGGUGCCGAGCUGCGGACCGAUGCGACCGGGCUCGCCUGGAUGUACCUGAACCGGGACGGUGCCCUCGUCUACCACGUCCAGACACACCAGCUGGCCGCCGGCGGUGGCACUACUGGUGGCACUACUGGUGGUGGUGGUGGUCCGAUCAUCACCCUGCUCGACGAUAGCGCCAAGCGGAAGCCGGAAAUCGAAACACUGACCGUACACCACCGGGGAGGGGGAGGUCACCAUGAUGGUGGCGCGACCUCCGAUCUCCUGCUCGGUGGCACAAUCGAACGGAUGGGACCCCGCCUGCUGGAGCCCCUGUACGCCGGUGAGAUGACGAUGAGUGUCGCGAACGAACAGAAUCUCACGCUGCUGCACGGCAAGUUCGUGACGCGGCACGUGGCCGAUGCACGCGAUACCGGGGCCCCCAUUCUGUUGCAGCGCCCGGAUGCCGCCAACGGGGAACCGGCCGCCCACGGUGGCCACGCCCUCGGGCUCGCCUGGAUGGCGGUCGAUAACGAGUGUAACCUGCACUACGAUCUGUCGCUCGCCGGCAUACCGUCGGCACUGCACCCGCUGCAGCUGUACCUGGAGGAGCUGCCACUGGAAGCACCGAACGCGCCGGUGAGCCGCCGGUUGCUGGAGGAUUUCGCCGGCAACCAGCUGGAAGGGUUUGCGCUCGAGCUGCCGGCCCGCGAGCUGGCCAAGCUCGAGACGAGCGUCAUCUACCUGGAGGUGCGCACGAACGUCACCAGCGAGCCGCUGCUCCGCUCGAAGGUACGCACGGUGACACGGGUCCCGCACCACUGCACCAUCCCCGGCGGUGCCCAAGGGUUUGGUGGCGGUGGCGGUGUCGGUGGUGGGGCGGUGUCGGCGGGGGCCGGACCCUCCAUCCUCGCGCACGACAACGACGUCCAGCAGCACAACUAUCCGUUCCUGGCCAACGAUCUACCGACCGGGACGGUGGCGGUCGACCACAACAAGUGCUACCACGCGAACCGCUUCUACGACGAUGGCGAAACGUGGCGCAGCACCAUCGACAGCUGCACCAUGUGCUCGUGCGAUGCGCGCCGCAUCAAGUGCGAUCCGAUCCGCUGCCCACCGUUGCGGUGCCGCAACGAGGACAUAAUCCAGCGGCGCGGCGACUGCUGCCCUUCGUGCAACGUUUCCCGAUCAUCGACGAACUUCUCCCCGGACCAGGCCGAUGUACUGGCAAGUGGCAUCAAUGGCAGCAGUAGCAGCAGUAGCAGUAGCAGUAGUAGUAGCAGCAGUAGUGAGCAGUUGCUUCAGCAACCGCGUGGCUGCAUGCUCGGCGAAGAGUUCCAUAUGGCCGGUUCCAGCUGGCAUCCGUAUCUGCACCCGAGCGGGUUCGAGGUGUGCACCGUCUGCUCGUGCGAUCCCAAGUCACUGCAGGUGAAUUGUGCGCGCGCCACCUGUCCACCGUUGGCCUGCAGCGAUAAGGUCGCGUACCGGCCCGACAAGGCAGCCUGCUGCAAGGUGUGCCCACAGGUGAAGGAGCCCAAGAGCCCCAAGAAGCCGCAGGGUCUGAACGGUGGCGCCAAGGUAACAGGAAACAAGGACGAGCUGCACGAUGAGGCGGGCAGUUCGGUCGGGACGCUCCGGUCACCGCAGGCGAUCCUGGCAGCCGGUGGCUGCCGCUACGAGGACCAGAUCUACGAGAACGGCCAGGAGUACCAUCCGAUACUGGCGACGCACGGCGAGGAGAAGUGCAUCAAGUGCCGCUGCAAGGAUGGUCAACUGAACUGCAACCGAAAGCGAUGCGGCACACGACCACCGUGCCCGCGACCACAAAGCUCCAAGCGUACCGGUUUGCAACAGCAGCAACAGCAGCAGCAGCCAGUUGAUGAGUGUUGUCCGUGCCGACCGACUCGCCAUCACCGGAAGCGGCAGCAGACCAAGGAGCAGCAAGCGAACGCCAAGAGUUGAACGGAACGUGACGUGAGCGACGACGAGGACGACGGCUAGUUACAGGGCGUUCGUGCUUACGUGCGUGUGUGUAUGUGUGUGUGUGUGUGUGUGUGUGCAUAUGUAUGUGUGUGGGUGUGUGUGGACACCCUUGUGCCAUAUGGCUUUAGUUGAGCCCCCCCCCCCUUUACUCCUUUGUUCCUCCUAUACCACCUCCCAGUUUUCCACUUCCUGCAGCAGGAGGCACUCAUCACUUUCAAUCAGAUCAAAAAUGCUGCCCCGUCCCCGUCCCCCCCUCCCUAACCAACCUAUUUGUAUCGCUCCCUUUUCUGCGGGGAGCAGCAGUCUCUUCUUAAUUCGUAUUAGCAAGCACCACCACACCCUUUCGGCUCCAUUUGCCUGCCAUGCCAAGCAGCAGCAGCUGCAGCGAGUUGUAUGUUGUGAACAUUGUGAACAUGGCACCAACGACAACAAAAUGAAAAGGAAGGAAGGAAGGAAAAACAAAACCCAGAGAGAGAGAGAGAGAGAGAGAGUGCUCCGCGAACAACCAACCAACCCCCCCCCCCUCACAGCAUCCACACAAAAUUCCUCUUCUCGCUACCACCCCCACCCAGUUACAGGGGCUCCGUCCGCUUGGCUUGGCUUAGAGAGCGGAUUGACGAGAGCAGAAGCAGCGACAGCAAAGCAAUGUUGCACGGCACCACCUUCACCGAUGGAAUAAUCCCCCCCCCCCCCCCCCCUUUAAAGUAGCAACAGCGAAAGCGUACUGGCCACCGGGCGAGCAGGCUGGUCUUUGUAUUAUUCGCUUUUGCGUUGCUUCAAGCUGUUCGCAACCCAGUAGUCAGGCCUGUCGGAGGGUUUAAAGGCGCUUUAAAUGUUAGCUAUCCCGACCUUAAUGCAUCCCCCCCCCCCCCUUGCUUCGGCCAUUGCGUUACCAUUGCUUUCCCCGUUGUGUGAGUGGCCGUGUUUGAGAAGAGAGAGAGAGAGAGAGAGAGAUAUGUGCGUUUGGUUUGGGCCGCCGGAAGAGGAUCCAGUUUUUUGGUGUUUUCUUUCUUUGUUGUUUUUAGUGGCCAGCGACUUUAGUGGCCCGCGACGAUCAGUUAGUCAGAUCAGCUCAGGGGGGUGUAAGGGGCACUACAAAUAUGCGGAAGAAGGUGAUGGUGGUAGGAGGUGGUGGUGUGCUCGGUUCGGUUGACUGAGUGAGUGCGCGCGGUACGACAGAAUGUAUUAGAGAGAAAACAAUAUUUAUACCUACUGUUAAUGAACUGCAUAAUUGCAUACCCUUUUUUUUUGCAUCAGUGUUGUGCAGUAAAACACAAUCACUGUACUGUGCGUAUGGUUAUGCAUGUGAAUACAUCUAGCCGUAUUUAUAUAGAUGUAUGCAUAUACAUAGACAUUCACAAAACCAUAAAACCAUGUAAUGUAUCAGCUAGUGUACAUCUUAGGCGUAUAGGUUUGAAUUUAUUAUUUUUUUUUAUCAUUACUAACUUCUACCCCGUAUGAACGGGGCAAACCCUCUAGUACGAUAAGGACACGUAUUUAUUUUCAAACACUUGUGCAGCUAGAGAGAGAGAGCGAGAGAGAGAGAGAGCGAGAGAGAGAGAGAGAGAGAGAGAGAGAUAAAAGAAGGAGGAGAGUAAAGGAGGGCGCGCGCGCUCGCGCGAGAGGGAAAAAAGGGAAAGAAAGGAAGUACUAGGAUCUUAAGGCAAGCUACUAGCAGCUGGCAGUUGACAGCAGCAUCAUUCAUAUAUCUACUUCUACUACUACUACUACUACUACUACUACUACUACUACUACUAUUACUACUACUAUAAUGAUUAAUCUUAACGAUCAUCACCACAAGAUGAAUAAAGGCGCAAAGUGCAGCGGCGUGCUUUUGUUUUCGGUGUACCAUAAACGCCUGCGCGUCCGCGACGGAUAUGCACUUCAGCGAAAACAAAAGAAAAAAAAAACAACAAUAAUUCUGAACUCACGUGCAAAGUGUUGCAAAACGGUACACACUCCAACACCCACAUACAUACAUACACACAUAAACACACACACACAUGCUACCAUCAACAGCACCUCAUCAUGAGCCUCUCAUAAAACAAACCACCCCAGCCCAUCCCACCUUACCCGCCCCUUCUCCCCUUUAUGUAAGCUAUAAUGCUUCUCCGAACGUACUAGGCGCGGCGCAAAGGAUGUUCGCAUUUACCCUA